Molecule: messenger RNA, 3195 nt
Organism: Esox lucius (northern pike)
Lineage: Eukaryota; Metazoa; Chordata; Actinopteri; Esociformes; Esocidae
Gene: tcirg1a
Product: T cell immune regulator 1, ATPase H+ transporting V0 subunit a3a
Exons: 21
Coding region: 289-2772 (827 amino acids)
Biological process (GO): vacuolar acidification; proton transmembrane transport
Cellular component (GO): vacuolar proton-transporting V-type ATPase complex; vacuolar proton-transporting V-type ATPase, V0 domain; plasma membrane
Molecular function (GO): proton-transporting ATPase activity, rotational mechanism; ATPase binding
Source: RefSeq, a predicted model, not a curated record
UAAAAUAUCUUGGAGACGCCACGUUAGUUUGAGAUUGGAACAGUCAACGUAGAAAACGAAACACAAGGAAAAACUGUUUUCAAGUCUAAACUCGUUAUCUACCAAAUUUAACCUUCGCGUGUACCGCCGACUCCCUUUGUUUACAUCUCUGCUAGUGCAGUGGUACUGAGUGCACAAACCUGAAGCGAGGAGGAAAAAAAUGCUGGGAUAGCAGCAAAAACAACGGAUAUCUAUGCUGCGAGCUAGCUACUACACUAGUAGUUGAUCGUUAGCUCUAUAACAGUCACCAUGGGCGCGUUCUUUCGGAGCGAGGAGGUUUGUCUCGUUCAGCUGUUCCUCCAGUCGGGCUCUGCCUACAACUGCGUCAGUGAGCUCGGAGAGUUGGGACUGGUCGAAUUCCGAGACUUGAACCCCAAUGUCAACUCGUUCCAGAGGAAGUUUGUGAAUGAGGUGCGGCGAUGUGAGGAGAUGGAGAAGACCUUCACCUACCUGGAGAUGGAGAUAGCCCGUUCCCUGUCCCCGCCCCUGACCGGUCCGCUGCCCAGCCCUGUACCAUAUGCCCCCCAGCCACGAGAACUCAUGGCCAUCGAGGAGGAGAGCGAGAGGUUGGCCAGGGACCUACGAGAGGUGUCCAGGAACAGAGACAACUUAAGGAAUCAGCUGACCCAGCUCAGUCAAUACAGAGGGGUUCUGAUCCAGACACACCCCCUCACUGUCUCACAGGUUCCCCGGUCCUCUCUGGAGACUGUAGCCUUGCUGGACAGCCGACAAGACAUCAGGUUGAGUUUUGUGGCAGGCGUAGUCCACCCGUGGAAGGUUCCGUCGUUUGAGCGGUUGCUAUGGCGAGCGUGCCGCGGUUACAUCAUCGUCGACUUCCGGGAGAUGGAGGAGAGACUGGAGCUACCUGAUACGGGCGAGGUGAUACAGUGGACAGUCUUCCUCAUCUCUUACUGGGGCGAGCAGAUUGGACAGAAAGUCAAGAAGAUCUGUGAUUGCUUUCACACCCGCACCUUUGUUUACCCAGAAGGAGCGAUGGAGAGAGAAGACAUUCUGGACCGGCUGCAGGGAAGAAUACUGGAACUCAAAACAGUCCUCUCCCAGACGGAGGACUAUCUCCAGCAGCUGGUGUAUCGCUCAGUGGCAGCCCUCCCACAGUGGAAGGUCAGCGUCCAGAAGUGCAAGGCCGUCCAGGCCGUGCUCAACCAAUGCAGCCCGUCCGUCACCGACAAGUGUCUGAUCGCCGAGGCCUGGUGUCCCGUCCGGAAGCUACUGCUCCUGCAGAGCGCUCUGAUAGAGGGAUCGAGGAAGAAUGGUAGCGGCCUGGACUCAUUCUAUAACCGCCUCCCGGACACCAGCGCUCCACCGCCCACCCUCUUCCACACCAACUCCUUCACAUCCGGCUUCCAGAGCAUCGUAGACGCAUACGGGGUGGCCAGCUACAGAGAGGUCAACCCAGCGCUGUACACCAUCAUCACCUUCCCUUUCCUGUUUGCCGUGAUGUUCGGGGACGUGGGUCAUGGCCUCCUCAUGACAACGGCCGCCCUGUGGAUGGUACUGCAGGAACGUGACCCCAAGCUACGGGCCAGCGAUAACGAGAUCUUUCAGAUGAUGUUCGGCGGUCGGUACCUGAUCCUGUUGAUGGGUCUGUUCUCGGUCUAUACGGGAGCAGUCUAUAACGAGUGUUUCAGUAAAGGCCUGAGCCCCUUCCCCUCGGGCUGGCACAUACAACCUAUGUUCCAGCAUUACAACUGGAGUGAUGAGACUCUAAAGGGGAACCGGUAUCUAACUCUGGAUCCCAACGUGACCGGAGUGUUCCUGGGACCGUACCCGUUUGGCAUCGACCCGAUCUGGCGGCUAGCCAACAACCAUCUGACGUUCCUGAACUCCUACAAGAUGAAGAUGUCCGUCAUCAUUGGGGUCAUCCACAUGACCUUCGGAGUUUGCCUGUCAUUCUUCAACUACAUUCACUUCAACCAGCUGAGCAGUGUGUUUCUGGUACUAAUCCCGGAGCUGCUGUUCCUGCUGUGUCUCUUCGGCUACCUGGUCUUCAUGGUGGUGUACAAGUGGCUGGUGUUCGGCCCACGGGUCUCGGACCGGGCUCCCAGCAUCCUCAUCCACUUCAUAGACAUGUUCCUCUUCGCCGAGAACAAGGACAACCCGCCUCUCUACAAUGGACAGAUGAUAGUCCAGAAGGUUCUGGUGGUUGUAGCUCUUGCCUCAGUGCCUGUCCUGUUACUAGGGAAACCACUCUAUCUCUACUACAACCACAGAAGAAGAGCUAGCAUCAGAGUGGGAGAAGCUCGCCAGGGAGAGGAGCGCCCUCUGGUGUCAGAAACCAGCUCCAUCAACACACUACAAAGCGACGUUGAGGGAGGAGGAGCGGUAGAGGCAGAGGACUUCGAUACGGCGGAUGUGUUCAUGCACCAGGCGAUACACACCAUAGAAUAUUGCCUGGGCUGCAUCUCCAACACGGCCUCCUACCUACGACUGUGGGCCCUCAGCCUCGCGCACGCACAGUUGUCCGAGGUGCUGUGGGUGAUGGUGAUGCGCGUGUCGCUGUCGUGGCAGGGCUACGUGGGUAGCGUAGUUCUCGUCGUAGUCUUCUCCUUCUUCGCCACGCUCACUGUCUCCAUCCUGCUCAUCAUGGAGGGGCUGUCGGCCUUCCUGCACGCGCUCAGACUGCACUGGGUGGAGUUCCAGAAUAAGUUCUACAGUGGAGCAGGGUACAAGCUCCACCCAUUCUCCUUCUCCACAAUCCUGAACCCACAGUAGACUGGGGUUUCAACACAGACAAACCUGGACCUCUACAAGCUAGUUUUUUUUACUUGAGUUUUUGUUUUCUACCCUGGACAUUGUUACAUGGGAAAUACCAUAUUAGGGUGUGUCUGAAAUGCCAUCCUAUUCCAAGGCACCAUGGAAUGGGUUGACAUUUGGGACAUAAUGCUAAUAUCAGCUUGCAAGUUGUUUUAGACUUAAUCUUUUUUACUUGAAUUUUAUCUUGAAUUUUUGAAAUGGGGGAUCUAAUGUAGAGUUCGCAUUUUGGUUGUUGUUUUGCUUGGGAGGGGGCUGGACUUUUAAUAAGCACUACAGCAGAGAUGGCUACUUCUGAAAAGUACAUUUCCCAGGGACCACUGCUAUAUGUUAUAACCACUAAUGAAUGAAUGCCAUUAAACAGUUGUUUUAUAAUUCCUAAAA